UCAAGAACUUGGCAAUGGUUGAUGAGACCACGCUGAGGAUUAAGAACCUGACAAUGGAGCACGGUGGGAUCUAUGAAGCUCGUACGUGGUUUAACGCUGCGCAGUUCCAAGAACACCACUUCAUCCUCACUGUUUAUGAGCCAGUGCCAAGACCAUGGAUACACCAUAAAGUAGAAUCCAGGACUCCAGAAGGCUGCACUGUGUCCUUACAGUGCCAGGCACCUGUAAAGGAGGAAUACUCUAUCUCCUGGAAAAGAGGGGACCCCCCCAGGGUCUUAGUAGGAGGUUUGGAUAAGUACUGGCUUUCUGACAAUGGAAGGAAUCUCCACGUCUCCUGGCACAAAAGCUCUUCUGACUCCACAUUCACUUGCCUGGUCAGCAAUCCUGUUGAUCGAAACUGUGCCUCAUUUGACUUGCUCAAAAUCUGUGCAAGUGGGGAAGGUGGACAACAAAAGUACUGGGGGUUCCUGCCGCUUCCCAUCUGUGCUGUUGGAGCUUGUGCAUGUCUGAUAAUGAUAUGGAAGAAGAAAAGGUUGGGAAAGGAGAAAGAUGCUGCUUCUGCGAUGCAAGCUCAAGAGGGCUCUCUUGCGCCCUUCCUCAGAGGAACCCCCCCCCCCAAAGAUGGUGAUGACCUACUGAGAUGAGCAUUUACAGUAAGGAACCUGGAGACCAGAUGAGAUGUUUGGAAGUCACAUAAUACUAUGGCAUUGUUUUUUAACAUUUGUUAGUACUACUAGGAGUAGUCAGGGCUUCUUCUUUUUUCCCCAGCCAGAACGCUCCCAGAACAGAGGUUUAUCCACUCACCCUGAAACACCAUUGCAGGGGGGGGGUGGAGUUUGGGAAUCCAAAGGGUACAUAAUUAUAAUUUAUUUUGUUUUUAUUUUGUUUUGU
Molecule: messenger RNA, 891 nt
Organism: Podarcis muralis (Common wall lizard)
Lineage: Eukaryota; Metazoa; Chordata; Lepidosauria; Squamata; Lacertidae
Source: RefSeq, a predicted model, not a curated record